AUGGCACCUCGGGGCGUGGUCCUUGACUCUGAGGACGACGGCAGCGAUUUUGGCGACGGACCUGAGACUGAACUAUUGUCUGGUGGUGAAGAAGGCUCCAAGAUCACUGGCGCAUCACACAACAAUACCGACCCUGGUAUUGACUCGACGGAUCCGUCGUUUUUCCAGCGCAUCUACGAUCAGCAGCACGCCGCUACCGACGUGCAGGAUGUGAUUCCGGAUACAGCACCAGUUGGACAUGCUGACUCGACAUGGACCAACAUCUCAUCAGCUCCACCUCCGGGCCAGAGACUACAGACUAAGGACUACUCGUCUCUUACUCCUGUGACCGACCCAGUGUCGGGAAGUCGGAAGGCAAAGAAGGCUCGGGAAGUUCGUGAAUUGGACGUUAUUGACCUGACGGAUAUUACAACGCCAAGCAAAGAGACUAGCGAUGUGUGGGAUGUCCCGGCCUCGGCCAGGUCACAAAGGUUCACGAGGACUAAUGGGAAGCGCAAGGUUGCGCAGCUUAGUCUGGAGCAGGAAGCAGUGCCAAAUACCCUGCCGGAUACCCAGGACCCGUACGCCUUUCCCGACGCCACACCACCAACCAGAACCGACAGGCACGGAACGCCAUCUAGCGCAACCCAAAGGGCGCAAGACUCCAGUCCUGUGAUGCUCGUCCCAACAGAGGUGCCAACCAGCUCGGACAGGCGGACACGAAGCAGCCGGAAGAAGAAAGCCAGCUUUGGUACGGACUCCAGCAUACCCAACACCGCCAUCCCAUCGUUGUAUGUUACCCAGAGCACCCUCACGGCAAGCCAGAAGGAGCAGUAUCAGGCGGUCCAUUUUUCUUCUGAGGGAAUGCCGCUCCAGGAUUCGGAGACGCCGUCGUUUGUGGGACAAGGAUUGGAAGCGGGGGAGAUGUACAAGUCGAGUGCUCCGACCAUUGCGUACCCGACACCAAGCCGAGUUACGUCGACGAUUGCUUACCCGACCCCGAGCCGGGUUGCAUCAGCGGGGAGACUGUCAGAGGUAGUUGAGGAGGGAGGCGAGCGUUCCGUUGCGGGAAUGUCGCCGAGCUAUGACGUUGGGCACCAGCAGUCAUCGCCUGAUGUGCUCACGGAUAUGACCACCACAGCUAGUUCGAGGUCCAAAAGGAGCAGGGCGAAGGUUGCGUCUCCUACACAGUUAGAUGCAUUCGAACUCGAAUUGCCCGCGCCAGCACGUAGGACGAAAAAGAGAAAAGUCGUGCGAGAAGCGGAAGACGACUCUUGGGAUCGAGAUCCUUUGGGAAGCACGCAAGAGAACAAUGACGCACCACCGCAAAAUCUACAAACCCAGGACGAGGUUGGAAACACCGGCCACAGCACAGCGCAACCAGUGGCGGAUAUGGACGUCCAGGCAUUCUUGCCCGACGGCGAGCCAAUCGAUAUCGAUGCAAUGGAAACCCCGGCAACAGCUCCAAAACCCACGGCCAAGAGCAAAAGAGGACGAAAGAAAAAGGGCGCCAAAACCCAAGAACCCGCGCCCGAGCCCGACGAGCCGACACAAGCAGCAGAAACCGAACCAGAACCGGCCCCUGAACCCGCAGAAACUACAAAGCCGCCGUCCAAACGGAAACGCGGUCGCCCACGCAAAUCCGAGGUCUCCAAACCGCAACCCGAACCCGAAAAUGAGCCAGAGCGGCAACCGUACGAGGAAGCCGAGGCCAACGCGGCGGAACCCCAACCGCUUUUCGAGGUGGACCGCAACUCCCAACCCAGUCCAGAGAUAGCCGCAACAUAUGCUGGCGGCAGUGAUGUUGGCGAUAGUAAAGAGAAUGUCCCGGUGACGGCAAAGGAUGCCGUGGUCAAAGACAAGCCAACGGAAAAGGAGAAGCAGGCCGCCAAGGAUCUCAAGGAUCUCAAGUCUGGCCCUCAGAAGGUGCAGUACCGUGUGGGACUAAGCAAGAGGUCGCGAAUUGCGCCGUUGCUAAAAUGUUUGAAGAAACCGGAGUGA
Messenger RNA from Chaetomium globosum CBS 148.51, 1980 nucleotides. RefSeq lists its product as uncharacterized. NCBI's taxonomy places the organism in Eukaryota, Fungi, Ascomycota, Sordariomycetes, Sordariales, Chaetomiaceae. The record is from RefSeq and is a predicted model, not a curated record. The transcript is spliced from 2 exons. Bases 1 to 1980 code for a protein of 659 amino acids.